AUGGCUGCAGACACUAAAGAUUUUGAAAUGAUUUCCCAUAUUCCAUUCCUUACUAAAUAUAAGCAUGAUACAACCAAGGAUUGUAUUAUGUUGAAGAUUAUUCAUGUUCUUCCCCCUGCUGUUCCUAGCAGUCAAGUGAAAGCAAAAUCCUCAACAUGGGAGGCAUCGGGUGAGACAUUAAACAACAUUGACCAUGAAGCAAUGGCUGUUGACCCUGCACUUGUAUUAACCAUCCAGAUGACACCUGAAGUUGUACAAGGGAGGGGCCAUGAUAAGGCCGCUGAUUGGUGGAGUGUUGGAAUUUUAAUGUAUGAAAUGCUUUCUGGAAAGCCUUCGUUUAGAGGUAGAAACAGACAGAAGAUUCAAGAGAAAAUAGUGAAGGACAAGAUAAAGCUUCCAGGAUUCUUGUCAAGUGAAGCACAUUCGCUUUUGAAAGGGGUAAUGUUGUAA
Messenger RNA from Lactuca sativa (garden lettuce), 450 nucleotides. NCBI's taxonomy places the organism in Eukaryota, Viridiplantae, Streptophyta, Magnoliopsida, Asterales, Asteraceae. The record is from RefSeq and is a predicted model, not a curated record.